Molecule: messenger RNA, 1270 nt
Organism: Bubalus bubalis (water buffalo)
Lineage: Eukaryota; Metazoa; Chordata; Mammalia; Artiodactyla; Bovidae
Product: olfactory receptor 52J3-like
Exons: 1
Coding region: 515-1270 (251 amino acids)
Biological process (GO): G protein-coupled receptor signaling pathway
Cellular component (GO): membrane
Molecular function (GO): olfactory receptor activity
Source: RefSeq, a predicted model, not a curated record
UAGAAUCACAUCCAAUUCUCUUUCAAAGUGAAUGGCAUGGUCUAAUUAUUGGCACUCUGCACUGAGCUUGCUGUAAGCCUUCACAUUUGGAAUUAGAGCUCAAUCAGCAGGCAGAAUAAAAACUGAAUAUGACUCUGACCUGGUAUAUUAAAUGCUAGGGGGAACGACUCCAUACAUGUGAUUCAGUAACAGGCCUACUUACCUAGUAAACAUGACAUAAACUCUGUGCUGACACACUGAGCUAGGAAUUGAUGAAACAGAUCAUUCUCCCUCUGAUCUCUCUCUCUCCCCCUCUCUUUCACUUUUUCUGUCGACAGGAGCAAGAGAACCAGAUUCACUGUCUUCGAGAAGGGACAUAAUGACAUAUCACAAUGGGAGCACUUUUCAUCCAAUCACAUUUUUCCUCAUUGGAAUCCCAGGUCUGGAAGAGGUCCAUGGCUGGAUCUCCCUGCCUUUCUGCUCUGUUCACCUUGUGGCUUUACUGGGCAAUGUCACAAUUCUGUGAGUCAUCAAGAUGGACCAGACCCUCAGGGAGCCCAUGUUCUACUUCCUGGCCAUUUUUUCAACAAUUGAUUUGGCCCUUUCAACAACCUCAGUACCUCGUAUCCUGGAUAUCUUCUGGUUUAAUGCUCAUGAGAUCAACUUUGGAGCUUGUGUGGCCCAGAUGUUCCUGAUUCAUGCUUUCACUGGCAUAGAGGCUGGGGUCCUGGUAGCAAUGGCCUUUGACUAUUAUGUGGCGAUCUGUGCUCCACUCCACUACACAACCAUCCUGUUGUCCCGGGUACUAAUGAGCAUCACUUUGUACAUUGUAAUUUUUACAGUCUUGCUUACACUUUCCAUGAUCUAUCUCAUCUACCACCUACCCUUUUGCCAGGCUCAUGCAAUAAUACCUCAUUCAUACUGUGAGCACAUGGGAAUUGCAAAACUGUCUUGUGGAAACAUCCGUGUCAAUGGUAUUUAUGGGCUCUUUGUGGUCUCUGUUUUUCUCCUAAACUCAGUCCCUAUUGGUAUCUCCUAUGUUUAUAUACUCCGGGCUGUUUUCCGUCUGCCAUCCCAAGAUGCACGGCUAAAAGCCCUAAGCACAUGUGCCUCCCGUAUUGCUGUCCUCUGUGUUUUCUAUAUCCCCUCACUCUUCUCUUUCCUCAGCCACCAAUUUGGACACUACAUACCCCACUAUAUUCACAUUCUUGUUGCCAACCUCUAUUUGGUUAUCCCACCAUCGCUCAACCCCAUCAUUUAUGGUAUGAGGACCAAACAAAUACGGGGGUGA